Messenger RNA from Priapulus caudatus, 3095 nucleotides. RefSeq names its product DNA polymerase kappa-like. NCBI's taxonomy places the organism in Eukaryota, Metazoa, Priapulida, Priapulimorpha, Priapulimorphida, Priapulidae. Gene Ontology annotation, molecular function: DNA-directed DNA polymerase activity; damaged DNA binding. The record is from RefSeq and is a predicted model, not a curated record. Gene Ontology annotation, biological process: error-prone translesion synthesis. The coding region runs from base 124 to 2601 and encodes 825 amino acids. Gene Ontology annotation, cellular component: nucleus. The transcript has 7 exons.
AAUCUAAAUCUAAAAUCUAAAUCUUGACUCCUAAGGGACACGUAGUAGGGGGCGCUUGCAUAGAGGUAUCGGUACCCUGUGACAGCUGGCACGCUGGAAGUACAAAUUUAAUCAACCAAGAAUAUGGAAGCCAUGUCGGAUAAAGAUCAAUUUCAAAAUGAAGAUUACUCCAGUAGUGAUGAGGAACAGUGGGAAGCUGCUCAUACAAACAUCUUCAUUGAGGGGAAAACUUGUAACAAAUCUAUCAUAUCCAGUAGUAGUGGUGGGCAAGGCUUGAUGCCAGAAAAGCAUGGUCAAAAAGAUAGUACGAUAAUGAACAGAAUGAGACUGGAUGAUAAUAAAGCAGGUAUGCAGGGGUUGGACAGAGAUCGUAUAAGCCAAGUCAUUCUUGAGGCAUCAAAGGGAUCGAGGUUCUAUGAAAAUGAACAGAGAAAAGAAGUGCAGAUGCAGCAACGACUGUCUCACCAACAGGAUGCACUGAGUAAGCUGACACCUACUGAUAUCCAAGAAGCAGAACGUGAAGCUUUCAGCUUGGUGGAAGUGCUGCAGGCGACACGGGAUCUAAACAGAACUAUUGUUCACAUUGACAUGGAUGCAUUCUACGCAUCAGUGGAAAUGCGAGAUAACACAGACUUGCGUAGCGUACCCAUGGCAGUUGGUGGAAUGUCCAUGUUAUCAACUUCGAACUAUCUGGCUAGAAGGUAUGGCGUCCGGGCUGGAAUGCCUGGCUUCAUUGCUAAAAAACUCUGUCCAGAACUUGUGAUCGUUAAUACACAUUUUGAGAAGUAUAGGGAAGUGGCUGCUCAAGUAAGAGAGAUAUUUAAUGAAUAUGAUCCAGGAUUCUGUGGGAUGGGACUAGAUGAAGCUUACCUUGACCUCACCGAUCACCUUGAGAAUAGACGGCUACUGACAGACAAGGAGAAACUUACAUUUGUGCAUGCUAUAUGUGAAUGCAGUACAGAAACAUGUCCACAGGAUGUAGCUGAUAAAAGUCGGCAUGAUUCUGCUGAUCGUUUAGCUGCACCCAAACAACUGCAGUGUGAAAGAUGCUUAAAGUACAAAGAGGAAGCUCCGAUUACAUUUGGUGUCAGCGAUGAAGAAGCUGUGAAAGAGAUGCGCUUUCGCAUAGAGCAACGAACACAGUUGACAGCAAGUGCUGGUAUUGCUCCAAACACCAUGUUGGCAAAGGUGUGCUCUGAUCAAAACAAACCAAACGGACAAUAUAAACUCACAGCAGAUGUAGACAGCGUGAUGGAAUUUGUACACAGUUUACCCAUUAGAAAGGUGUCAGGCAUUGGCAAGGUAUCGGAGCGGAUGCUGGCAGACCUCGGCGUCACGACCGGCAGUCAUCUGAUUGAGAAGUGCGGUGUUCUCAGGCUGCUCCACUCGCAGAUCUCAUUCGAACAUCUCAUGAGAGUCGGCAUGGGUCUUGGAUCGACGCGACUCGAUUCAUGGGGCAGUGAACGUAAGAGCAUGAGUGUGGAGAGAACUUUUAGGGAGAUACACAAACCUGAUGACUUAUACAGCAAGUGUGAAGAGCUCACCAUAGCCUUGGCAGACGAUCUACAAGAAGCUAGACUCGUGGGUAAAACCAUCACAGUAAAGCUUAAGACAGUCAAUUUUAAAGUGACCACAAGAGCACGAUCCAUCGCGAGCUACACAAAUAGCUAUAGAGAGAUUGAAGCUGUUGCUAAAGACAUCCUUAAGUCGGAGAUACAUUCUAUGCGACCAGAUCCCCUGCGACUCCGACUCAUGGGAGUGAGAAUGUCGUCGCUGUGUGACGAAUCUCAGGUUACUGCGCAGGGAAAGCAGCAGACGCUAACUAGUCUCUUUGCUAAGACGCACAGCUCAGCUAGUCAAACACGCACGGCACAAGUAUCUACCUACACUUGCCCCGUAUGCAGUUCAACGCUGAUGCUGACGUUAUCUGGUUUCAACAGACACAUUGAUGGGUGCCUACAGCAGAAAGAAGUGCUUGCGUCAGAAAGAGGGGUGACGGUUGAUCACAGUGAAGACUUCAGUUGCAUGGAAUCCACUACAUGUGCUACAAGAGAUGCAGAUUCGAGCUUACAGAGCAGUGCUGCGUAUAGUGCAUCAGGCAUGUCUUUUGAAGAAAGUGACAGAGAAAAUAAAACAUUGCCUAAGAAAGGAACACGUUUGCUAGAGAAAUCUAAUAGCCAUACUCAGCCUGUAAAAAGCAGUCAUGCUAUUGGUGAAGAACAGCAAGGUAACCGUUUAUGCAAAUAUGAAAGUCAAGGAGAAAAACAGUCUCGAAAUUUUGAAAAGGGAAGCUUUACGUCCACACCUAAAGAGAGACCUCUCUCAGACUCAGCUGCUCCACCUGUGAUUAUGUGCCCAGUGUGCAAUAAACCUCAAGAAGGCUUGUCCAUGGCUAGUAUGAACAAGCACAUUGAUGAGUGCCUGAAUACAUCAACAAUAAAGGAUCUUUUGUGUAGCACUACCUCUGACUCCAAAAAACCAGAGCGGAAGAAGCCCAGGCUGAGUCUUGCUGGUAGAAAACAGAAAGCAAUAGCAAAUGAACCCUCAGUUCUUCAGUUUUUUGGAGGAAAGCUCCAACAAAAAAAUAAUAAUGCAAACUGAUCUGUAGGAAAUUUGUUGAUAUUCAUAAUAUAUGUUUUGAUGAAAUAAGUAGUGUUUUAUAAACGGAUGAAAAUGUCCUAGCACCCACGUAGCAGAUCCGUAUUUGUGAUUUAUUGGUAAAUGUGGUAUAUUAUUUUUAAAUAAUUAUAAAAUUUAUAAUAUAUAUUGUUGUACAUAUAGGGUAUGUGUGUUGUACAAAAUAAUAUUCUUUGAUUACCAAGUGAAAUGCUAUCCUUCUAUUUACCAUUUCUUCUUGUUCUACGCCUUCACAUGGCUUUAUAAAACUGCCAACUCUGCAUCUCAACAAAGCUCCAUGGACCAUUGUAUGAAUCAAAACUGCUGCAAUAUCUUGGCAUUUAAUGAAACAUUACAAGUAAACCCCUAGCACAAUGGGCAUAGUGUAUGAGAGAUACAUUAAUUAGCUCGUUAUAGGUGUGAUAGUAUCUCUAAUCCACAAUGAAUAUUGCUAAAUAAAUGUUUCUGGUAUUAUUUUA